Messenger RNA from Vidua macroura (Pin-tailed whydah), 3141 nucleotides. RefSeq names its product crystallin beta B3 (gene CRYBB3). The transcript has 7 exons. Gene Ontology annotation, molecular function: structural constituent of eye lens. Lineage: Eukaryota; Metazoa; Chordata; Aves; Passeriformes; Viduidae. The record is from RefSeq and is a predicted model, not a curated record. Gene Ontology annotation, biological process: lens development in camera-type eye; visual perception. Bases 2289 to 3065 code for a protein of 258 amino acids.
CAAAUAAUGCUUCUUGGAAUUUUUUAUGCUUUCACUUUUGUUGCCAUGUGCUUUUUCCUGCUGUUUAUUGGAGAUGGAAGUGAGCUCUAAGGUUCCUUCAGAUGUGCUGCUUCCUUCACUCCUGGAUCCUGCCCUGGAGCAGGUUCAGCUCUUCUCCAAAAAGUGAUGCUAAAGCCCGAGGUCAUUGUCUGCACCUCCCUGAAGGACACUGGUGCAAGAGCAGCUGCAGCCAAGUGAGGGAAGUGUUGGACCCAUCCCUUCAGCCCACUGCUGAGAAGGAAAAACUGGUAUUUGCUUUAAUUCCUUUUAAAAAUGGACUUUCAGCAGGAGAAGGCUUUUGGGGCCAGGUUGGACAGAACUUGGAGCAACCUGGUCUAGUGGAAGGUAGGGGGAGCAGGGGGGCAAAAUGAGAUGAGCUUUGAGGUCUCUUCCAACCCAAACAAUCCUGUGAUUCUAUGAAACCACCUCCAUGGAGCUUUAAAGGGAUUUGGGGUGUUCUGGCAGGAGCUGCAGAGUCCAGGCCUAGUUCUGCUCACCCUGGGAGUGGAGAGGGUGAAGGGUGGGAAUCCUUCCUGAGCUGGUGGUGAGCUGUUCCGUGGCUGUCCUUGGUUCACUCAAGUAUAAAUGUAUUGCAAAAAUAUAACCUGGAAUAACUUCUGGUUCUUCUGGUGGGAUUGGCAGAGGAGGAGAGCCAAGGUCUGGUGGUUUAUCGGUUUUUUUCUCAUUCCAUAAUAAACAAAAUGGUAUCAAAUCUGGUUUUGAAGGAGCUCUUGUGGAGAUUAAGCUUUUAUGUUGCUCCACGUAGCCUCAUGGAGUCUGUCAAUCUGGGUCACAGUAAAUACAUAGAUGGAAAUCACACAGUGUGAUAGAAAUCCUGUAUUUUGUGUUACACAGUUUCCUGGGGAAUAAAGAUAUUCUGGCUGCUGUAUUUUGUUCUGUACCAUUACAGUUCCAGUUUAGCUUUGCCAGGUAUUAAGAAAAAACUAUCUGCUUUCUAACAGUCAUUUUUCAAAGGGAUUUAAGAGGCUGACAGCUAGAGGAAAUUGAGGUUUGUUUGGGAGAGGCAUCAAGGAGAUCCAGUGCCCCUUCUGUCAUGUUUUUGGAAUUGCUGUGUCAGUGUGGAGAGCUGGGAGAGGCAGAUCCAGGGCCUGUGGCCGUGGCAGAGCUCACUGAAUGAGGCUGUGGGAAGGAAGGGACUGGCACGAGAAAUUCUGUUUCUAAUUUGUUGAGAACAGCUGAUGUUGUGUUUGGUGAGACAGAAAUGAAUCCAUUCCUCCUCAGUCUGUGCCUGUUGGAGCUGUGGCACCUGUGGGACAUCUCUGAUGGGGACAGCAAAAUCAGGAACCACAGGAUGGGCAGAGUGAGGAAGAAUCAGUUGGAGACACCUGGGUCAUCCCUGUCACACCAGGCCUGGAGCAUCACCCAGCGAGGCCAGGGAUGGGGUGGGGCUGAAGGGCCUCAUUUGACACAUACAACAGGAGAGGUUUCCAUCCCUCUCCCCUUCAGUUUGUCCAGCCUGGCCCAGGGAAUUCACUUUUCUGGCUUUUACAGUAAAGGUUUCAUGGUUUCAAGAUGAGCCAUGCUCAGAGCAGGUAGAAAAACCUGCAAGGACCGUAGUAAACUGGGAUCUGUGCAGCUGAAUAAAAUGUUCCCUGAGGAAUGAGGAUGGUUUGGAUCUGAAGGGACUCUCAAAGAGAGAGUUAGGCCUGCUACCAGCAGAGUGAAAUUCUCCCAGUUUGGUGCCUGGUGUGAGAUGCUCCCAGUUUGGUGCCUUACAUCAUCCUGUGCCUGUGAAGAUGGAUAAACCCUUGUGCCAGGCUCCAGAAAUCCCUGUCACACACCCCAGGAUGUGUUCCCAACCUGUUCCUGGGAAAUGCUGGGGAAGGAGCCAGACUGGGGGCAAAGAAAGAAAAGGGACUUGAUGGAGAGAACCUGCUCAGGGCCAGAGUUAAAGCAAGAACACCAGUCUGGAAAUGCUGAGCUGCUCCAGCUUCCUGCUGAGCUCCUGGAGCCAACCCUGGCCCUGCGUCGCCCCUUGCCCUGGAGCCCCCACAAACGGGGAUGUUGUACCCGGUUUUUGCUUCGUGCUGUGCUCGGUUUCCAGGCUAAACCCUCCCGUGAACUGCUGACGGCAGAGUUUUCCAGAGAACCUGGCAAGAAGCAGCGUGAACGUGCUGAUGUGAAUUUGGACGUUAAUCUUCUGUAAAUCGAGCGGCCCGUGUCCGAGGGACGGCCGGGAGAAAUCCGAAUGACGUUUCCAUAGCUCGCUGCGCGCCCGCACUAUUGAGAUGAAAUCUCAUGGAUGGAAUUCCGUGGACGCAGCUGCUGUAUCAGCGCUCGGGGAAUUCUGCUGUUCUGUUCAGAAGCAACCCAUAAAUAGCGGGGCCGCCCGCGCCGCCCGGCACAGCGGAACCACACGGAGAGGCACAAUGACGGAGCAGCAAAGUCCCCCCGAGCAGAUGGCGACUGGGGAGGGUGCUGGUGAGCGAGGUGGCAACUACAAGAUCACGAUCUACGAGCUGGAGAAUUUCCAGGGGAAAAGGUGUGAGCUGACAGAGGAGCUCCCCAACAUCACCGAGAAGGAGAUGGAGAAGGUGGGCUCCAUCCAGGUGGAGUCUGGCCCGUGGCUGGGCUUCGAGCGCCAGGCCUACGCCGGGGAGCAGUUCGUGCUGGAGAAGGGCGACUACCCCCGCUGGGACUCGUGGUCCAACAGCCACAGCAGCGACAGCCUGAUGUCCAUCCGGCCCCUCCAGAUUGACAGCGCUGACCACAAGAUCCACCUGUUUGAGAACGCGGGGUACACCGGGCGCAAGAUGGAGAUCGUGGAUGACGACGUCCCCAGCCUCUGGGCCCACGGCUUCCAGGACCGCGUGGCCAGUGUCAAGGCCCUGAAUGGAACGUGGGUGGGCUACGAGUACCCCGGCUACCGGGGCCGCCAGCACGUCUUCGAGAAGGGCGAGUACCGGCACUGGAACGAGUGGGACGCCAACCAGCCCCUCAUCCAGUCCGUGCGCCGCGUGCGGGACCAGCAGUGGCACCAGCGGGGCUGCUUCGAGAACAGCUGAGGGACCCCCAGCCCCCGCCGGGGCCGCCCGCGGGGUCCCCCGGCUGCUGCCGUGACCGUGGUGUUUUUUGUGCAAA